UUCUGUUCUGGAACACAGGCUACAGAACCGCCUCAGAUUGGAGCCGUGAGAUAAAUGUUCAUGUAAACGGGAUUAAGAGCGAUUAUUUCUGUAGCCGGUUCAGAGAGUGCUUCAGCGGCGGUGGAAUAAGUGUCGGGAUUAGGUGUGAAGUGACUCGGAUUUAAAAUAACGUAAAUAGAUAUAAAACAGUGUCUCUUAUUUAAAGUUCAGAGCGCUCGAGACGUUAUUAUUUUCCCGCCGGCGGGAAUCGAGCUGAUCAUGGCGGAGUUCGGUAAUGGACUGGCGGAGGAAUCUCUGCUCGAUUCAGACCCCGGUCAUCCGGAGCUUGAAGACCCGGGAGUCGGUGACGAGGAGCCGGGUUUAGAUGAAGGAGAGGCCGCUAUUGAGGAUCCGGAGCUGGAGGCCAUCAAAGCCCGGGUGAGAGAGAUGGAGGAGGAAGCCGAGAAACUGAAGGAGCUCCAGAAUGAGGUGGAGAAACAGAUGAACCUCAGUCCUCCACCGGCCGGUCCUGUCAUCAUGUCGAUUGAAGAGAAGAUCGAAGCAGAUGGAAGAUCCAUUUAUGUCGGAAAUGUGGAUUAUGGAGCGACAGCAGAGGAACUUGAAGCUCAUUUUCAUGGAUGUGGCUCUGUUAAUAGAGUCACUAUCUUAUGUGACAAAUUCACAGGACACCCCAAAGGAUUUGCGUAUAUCGAGUUUGCAGAUAAGGAGUCUGUUAGAACAGCCAUGGCGCUGGACGAGUCCUUGUUCCGAGGAAGGCAGAUCAAGGUCGGCGCGAAGAGAACGAAUCGGCCGGGCAUCAGCACCACGGACCGCGGCUUCCCCCGGGCCCGGUUCCGCUCACGUGGAGGGAGCUUCUCGUCUCGGGCUCGGUACUACAGCGGAUACACGCCUCCCAGAGGGAGAGGACGGGCCUUCAGGUUUCAGGACCAGUGGAGGCUGAGCACUCCUCCUCCCCCCGUGGCUGCAGCGCCCCCUACGGUCUCGCCGUCCUCGCUCUCUCUGUCCACUCCCUCUAUUCCCCUGUCCACGCUCAUGUGGGGUGGCGGGGGAGGGGCGCAGGGUGACCCCCGGCCCAUUUACUACAACAAUAAACGCUGAACGGCAGCGUAACGCUCGAAACGACACUAACACACACCUCCACCACCACUUAUUUAUAUAGCGAGAGCAAAGCAGCGGGGUCAGCGUGAGCGAGGGAGUGAGGGGCAGGAUGAGGGUUCGAGGGUAAACGGGGAGGGCGCAUUUUUAAGGCCCUUGUUUCAGACUGAGGACUGAUCGUGGAAUUUAGGGCUAAAGAAGGAAAGGAUCUGAGCUUUUAAUUUGUCGGGAGGGAGGGGUGUGUGGAGAUGGGUUUGUUUCCCCCCGCCGGGCUUCUGUUCCUUUUCUGAGAUGGGGAAUGGGUUUGGAAAAAGAAGUGCUUUUUUAUUUUUAUUUUUAACCCAUGAGUCUGUAAUUAAGAAAAAAAAAAUAAAAGAUUGUAAAAAUGAAA
Trichomycterus rosablanca is the source of this 1486-nucleotide messenger RNA. It is a transcript of the gene pabpn1, whose product is annotated as poly(A) binding protein, nuclear 1. Lineage: Eukaryota; Metazoa; Chordata; Actinopteri; Siluriformes; Trichomycteridae. Gene Ontology annotation, molecular function: poly(A) binding. The record is from RefSeq and is a predicted model, not a curated record. Bases 259 to 1098 code for a protein of 279 amino acids. Gene Ontology annotation, cellular component: nucleus. The transcript is spliced from 7 exons.